AUGGAGGAUUGUAAUCUGGUAUCCACACCCUUAGAUAUUAACCAAAAGCUUAUAAAAGAAACACAUCAACGAGGCAAACAGGAAACUGAUUACAUGAAAACCGUUCCAUAUCAAGAAGCUAUUGGAAGCAUUUUAUAUGCUGCACAAGUAAGUCGCCCAGAUUUAUCCUUUGCAGUGGGAGCUUUAUCAAGAUUUAAUAACAAUCCUUCAAAAUCUCAUUGGAUAGCGGUUAAACGACUUUUCCGAUAUAUAAAAGGAACAAUUAAUUACAAGCUAGAAUACAAUCUAGACAUUGAAGGAUGUUUAGAAGGAUUUUCGGAUACUGACUGGGAUAGUGACUCAGAUGACAGAAAAUCAACUACAGGUUAUCUCUUUAAAUACCAAGGAGGACUUAUUUCGUUUAAUGCAAAGAAACAACCUACUCUCGCUCUCUCCACCACAGAGGCUGAGUAUAAGGCCUUAGCCUCAACAUCUCAAGAAGCACUUUGGCUUCAAUCUUUAUUGCGAUAA
Eupeodes corollae is the source of this 510-nucleotide messenger RNA. RefSeq lists its product as uncharacterized. The record is from RefSeq and is a predicted model, not a curated record. The transcript has a single exon. Bases 1 to 510 code for a protein of 169 amino acids. NCBI's taxonomy places the organism in Eukaryota, Metazoa, Arthropoda, Insecta, Diptera, Syrphidae.